Ostrinia nubilalis (European corn borer) is the source of this 4379-nucleotide messenger RNA. RefSeq lists its product as uncharacterized. Bases 1 to 1503 code for a protein of 500 amino acids. Gene Ontology annotation, biological process: negative regulation of Notch signaling pathway; positive regulation of neuron differentiation. The record is from RefSeq and is a predicted model, not a curated record. NCBI's taxonomy places the organism in Eukaryota, Metazoa, Arthropoda, Insecta, Lepidoptera, Crambidae. Gene Ontology annotation, cellular component: nucleus. The transcript is spliced from 7 exons. Gene Ontology annotation, molecular function: DNA binding; transcription corepressor activity.
AUGAUUUUAAUUACUUUUUUGAAAAUUCAGCAACAAGUAGAUAGACGCCGCAUUCCUGUAGAGGAGCCGAAAGAAAGGGACGAUCCUUUAGAGGACAUUGCGGAGAAUAUCACGGAGGGGUUCGACUUCGAACCAAGCUCGUCGGAUUGGGAGCCCAGCGACGUGGACGAUGUAUCAGACUCCGAUUAUGAGGACGAGAGGAAAAGGCGCAAGCUUAAUACACCGAAGCGCCAAGGGGCUAAGAAACCUGAGCCCGUGCCGAAGAACGUACUCAACCCAUCCAACAAGGAUAAUAUAAAAGCCGCUGUUGGUUGCCGCACGAGCAGGAAGCAACCUGCGCCUAGGAGACUGGUUGUGUCGCCCGACGGCAAGGUACAAGCUGUAGUGGCUAUGCCAAAGAAAACUAAUCUGAAUAACAAAGCGCAGCCAGUUACGCCGAAUACAACCAAUCAAGAAACACCUGCCACGCCCGAAAAUGCAGUUAAUCAAUUACCCAAAGAAUUACCUACUAGUGAAAAAAAAACUGUAAGGUUUUCUUUGCCACCCAGUGACCAACUACGUAGAAGUCCAAAAUACGUUUGCAAAAAAAUCCCACGUAGUAAUUGGUCCAAGGCACAACUGCGUAAAAAACCAAGAAAGUUGGUACAGAACGAAAGUAACCAAAUGAACAUAGACGACCGUGAAAGUCGUCAAGUUCAACAGGAUGACACCGUAAAUGUAUCAAUGAAUAUAAAGACAUUCAAGAACUUCUGUCGAUCAAUCCGUAGUGUCGAAAAAGUCUACGGCCGAUCGAUGAAGGUUUUGCCACAGCCUCUUAGAAAGAAAUUCGGCAAAACGGGUAUGAAAAAAGUUUUUAUGGUGGCGAAGAACCUACGACGCAUGAAACAAAUCAAAAAGACAAACAACAAACCAAAGAACACGACAAAAGAACAAGAUAAGACUAUACAAGAUAAAACAAAUGAUACAAAUGGUGAAGCCCAAAACUGUAAUGAGGAAAAUGCAAAUGAAAACGUCGAGAAUGAAAACGUCGAAAAUGAAAACAUGGAAGUGUUUGACCGCUCCGACGACAAUAUUCUAAUAAGCAACCAGUUUGAAAACAUAGACGCGCCCACGCACAGCCCGAUAGACGAUUCAUUGGUGCCGAUUGGAAGUGGGAAAACUCUUCUGCCCAAGGAUAAAUUCCGUAAAAUUAAGUGGCAGUCCUACACUGUAGCUACUCGUGGCCUUUUGCUGGCGGCUUUUUCGCGCAAGGUGUUGGCGACUCAUUCGUUGACUGGGAAAAAAUCGCCUGCAUUCUUACACAAACCUGCAAAGAUGCUUUUGGACCCAAAGAAAGUGUCGGAUAUCGUCAUAGAGGUGGUGGACCGAUUUGACGUCAAAGAAAAUAUGGUCAGGGGUGUGAUAACUACCAAAUGUGCCGACGAAGCUAAGAUGUUGAAGAUGCGUAUUAAGAAGAAACAACUUAUGGAGGAGAAACAAGCGGCUCAAGCCUCAAAGGAAUAGCGCCUCUACUCAAGUAUUUGUAAGUAACCAACCAGAUUAUGAGUAAAAUGUUUAUGACCAUAAAAAGAAAAAGGGAUUGGACUUUAUAUCACAGACACAUUUAAUUGCAAUUUUGGACCUUGUAAGUUUUAGAACCUUGUCACUAUAGUUUGGAUAUGUCAGGGAUAGUGCGAUGGGAUAAGUGCAUAUUUUGUGCAAUAAAUCUGUUAAAAUACUAAGAAAAGUGCACUUAUCUCAUACACUUACCUAAACAUACUCUGAAACAUUAUCUACCUAUGUAUAAUGAACAUCAAUCGGCAUUGUACGAGCACACUCGACAUAUUACGUUUCGCCGACAUCGCAAUUUACCGUCAACGCUUAACUCAAUUGUUGUAAUAUUUUUCAGUGCAAUAAACACGCUCAUCUAAUAUUCCGCUCCCGAACAACUUAUCCUACCUACUUGUACUCAACUACUACAUCUAAACCUAAUUACAUCAUCAUACUGCUACAUACUUACCACCACGUGUAAGGGAACUAUCCCCUAUAUACAGGCAUUUAUGCGUUAUUAUUAACUAUUACGGGUUCCCGGGCAAUGGUUUUUUUUAGACUGGUUCCCAGGGCGGUCGCUCCCUAGAUCCGUGCCUGGUAGCAAGAAUCAAAAGAAAGGGACGGUCCUUUGGAAGACUAAUUCCGUGGGAGAGCCACGCCUCGGCAUGAAUGGGCCGGCUCGACCGGAGUGAUACCACGGCCUCACAGAAAACCGGCGUGAAGCAGCGCUUGCGCUGUGUUUCGCCGAGUGAGUGAGGAUACCGGAGGCCCAAUUGGGGGGGAAUGGGAUUUAAAAGGUUGGCAGCGCACUUGUGACUUCACUGAUGUUGCGGGUGUACAUGGGCGACGGAAAUUGCUUACCAUCAGGUAAUCCGUCAGCUAGUCUGCCACCUAUCACAUAAAAAGUUGCACGGAGGGAUUCGACUUAGAACCAAGCUCAUCGGAUUAGGAGCCGAACGAUUAUUAUUAACUAUUUCAGAUUGCCGGGUAAUGAAUUUCUUAACCUGCCCCCCAGGGUGGCCGCUCCCUACAUCCGUGCUUGGUGGCCAUUUGAUAUUUCCAUGUACAGAUAAAAGCCACAUCCCUGUAGAGGAACCGAAAGAAAGGGACGAUCCUUUAGAAGACAUUGUGGAGAAUAUCACGGAGGGGUUCGACUUAAUACCAAGCUCAUUGAAUUGGGAGCCGAGCGAUGUGGACGAUGUAUCAGAUUCCGAUUAUGAUGUUUGGGUGAUUUUGAAAUUAUUAACGAUUUCGGGUUCCCGGGCAAUGGUUAUAUUAUGUAACUUAUAAUUUGUUGCCCAGGGCGGCCGAUCUAUUCUAUGCACCUUCAGAUAGACGCUGCAUCCCUGUAGAGAAACCGAAAGAAAGGGACGAUCCUUUAGAGGACAUUGUGGCAAAUUGUACGGAGGGAUUCGACUUAGAACCAAGCUCGUAGGAUUGGGAGCCGAGCGAUUAUUUAAUAACUAUUUUGGGUUCCCGGGCAAAGAAUUUCUUCCCCGGGCGGCUAGCAAAUUGCUACAUUUGCUACUUCCACGUACAGAUAAACGCCGUAUCCUUGUAAAAGAACCAAAAGAAAGGGACGAUCUUUUGGAAGACCUAUUCCGUGGGAGAGCCACGCUUCGGCAUGAAUGGGCCGGCUCGACCGGAGUGAUACCACGGCCUCACAGAAAACCGGCGUGAAGCAGCGCUUGCGCUGUGUUUCGCCGAGUGAGUGAGGGUACCGGAGGCCCAUCAGGGGGGAAUGGGAUUUAAAAGGUUGCGGGUGUAAUAAUUUAUUAGUGUCAUAAUACUUAUACUUUGUAAAAUAAAGCUUGACUCCUGUGACAUAUUCCGCAAGAAAGGAUUAUGCAUUUUUUUUAUCGUCAGAUAACUUUAAAUCUACAGAAUAAGUUUAGCAAAUUAUCAGUUUUUUCUUGGAAAUGUCAAAAUGGCAAUUUUAGAGACUCUAGAGACAGAUAUUUUUAUUUCGGGAGCGUGAUAACUAUCAAAUGUGUCGACGAAGCUAAGAUGUUGAAGAUGCGUAUUAAGAAGAAACAACUCAUGGCGGAAAAACGAGCGGCUCAAGCCUCAAAGGAAUAGCGCCUCUACUCAACUAUUUGGAGGCAACCAACCAAGAAAAGGGCACUUAUGUCUUACUGGGAAACAUUCGCCUGCAUUCAUAAAUUAAAGUAUAUAAUUUUACAAAGUGUUGGCGACUAAUUCGUUAACUGGGAAAAAAUCGCCAGCAUUCUUACACAAGCCUGCAAAGAUGCUUUUGGACCCAAAGAAAGUGUCGGAUAUCGUCAUAGAGGUGGUGGACCGAUUUGACGUCAAAGAAAAUAUGGUCAGGUUGGUGUGGCGUGUCUCCGUCUUCCGCCAUUAUCAAAAUAGCCAUGAUCUCGUAGUCCCAUAUUGUUCCUACCACGAUGGUUGCUCUGCCACAGGCACCAGGACAGUCAGUGCUUCCCCGACCACGGACUGUUCGAAACGCGUUAACCAUUUCUGCCAUGUCUAAAGUCAACGUGAAAUCCAACGAGUGGAUGUUGGUUGAGAAGAAAGAUAUUACUCGGGCCUUAGUCCAUUCUCGCGAACAAGACAAGUGCGCAAUAUCUUAGGAGUCAAAUGCAGAUCGUCCGUCAUCAUCAAGGAUGGCGACGCAAUUAUUGUGUUAUUAUUAACUAUUUCGGGUUAUAAUUUCUUAGACUGCUCCCCAGGGCGGCCGCUCCCUAGAUCCGUGCCUGGUAGCAAUUUGAUAUUUCCACGUACAUAUAAACGCCGCAUCCUUGUAACAGAGCCAAAAGAAAGGGACGAUCCUUUGGAAGACCUUUUCCGUGGGAGAGCCACGCUGCGGCAUGUAUGAACCGGCUCGA